AUGUUGGGCUGUAAAACAAGGGGUUUUUCAUUCAUGCGGGCUCUAUUGGGAAUUCUUGCUGACGAACUUCAUCUUUGUGGGGAUGCAGCUGCUGUUCCUCUUAUUCAGGAAAUGCUGAAAGUGAAUGAUGAUAAUGUAGAGGUUCAAACUUAUGGAAGACUUUCACCACUUGUUCCUCUAGAAGUUUCUCUUGGAUCUUUUUCUAAUAUAAAAACAGGAGAUUGCAUUGUAACAUUUUCACGUCAACAGAUCUAUAAAUUUAAGAAGCAAAUUCAGGAUAGGGGAAAACAUCUUUGCUCUGUGGUUUAUGGUUCAUUGCCACCAGAGACUCGUACAAGACAGGCAAUGAUGUUUAAUGAUGAAACUAGUGAGUUUGAUGUGCUUGUGGCCAGCGAUGCAAUUGGGAUGGGUCUUAAUCUGAAUAUUUUGAUGAUCAUAUUCUCCACUAUGAAAAAGUUUGAUGGUGUUGAAAUGAGGGAGCUUACAGUACCAGAGAUAAAGCAGAUUGCAGGCAGAGCUGACAGGUAUGGAUCCAAAUUUCCUGUUGGUGAAGUGACUUGUUUACGUGCAGAUGACCUACCAUUGCUUCAUUCAUCAUUAAUGGCCCCGUCUCCUAUUCUAGAGCAAGCUGGACUGCUUCCAAGCUUUGAUCUAUUGUAUAUGUAUUCACGUUUGCAUCCGAAUAGUGGUUUCUACCAGAUAUUGGUAGGUUGGCCAUGACUAUCUUGCUCUCCUUAUUUUGAUUGUAUAUAAUUAAUGUGGUAUUGACAA
Rubroshorea leprosula is the source of this 771-nucleotide messenger RNA. The record is from the annotation of a GenBank genome assembly. Lineage: Eukaryota; Viridiplantae; Streptophyta; Magnoliopsida; Malvales; Dipterocarpaceae.